AUGGUACAGUUUACGCCAAUUCGUGGGUUUGUGAAUACACCUGUGUCCAAAUCGGUAUGUAUAGCCUCGACUGUGGUAGCAUUGUUGGUAUCUAUAGUGCAGGUAAAGUAUCUAUUUAACUUGCAGAUUGAUCCAUUUAUAAUAGAGUACUCCCAGUAUUGGAGAAUCGCGACUUAUCUGAUAACAGUCAUCAAUGAAUCAGACUUUAUGUUGUGUAUCUUUUUGUGGUUUCUGUACAAAAUCUUAGAACGAUUCUUCGGAUCUCGAAAGUACCUUUCGCUUAUUGUAAUAUUUUCCUUAUACAAUGCAUUGAUUUGCUUCAUAUUCAUGUCAUUCGGACAGAUCAUAGCAAGUAUAUCCAUGGAUUUUAUACGGCCCUAUCUUGGCUUGAGUGAUGUAACUGGUUGGUAUGAUGGUGGGUUUUUCAAUAAAGUUAUUCCUGGACCAUUGGGGGUUGUCUCAUCUCUUUAUGUUUGCUAUGGGAAAUUUAUCCCAGUCUCAUAUCGAUUCAACAUUGUUCUUUCAAUACCAAACAAAAGGAGCCCUGAAGAUCAAGAGGAUGAAGAAGGUAUUGAUAUUGGAUCCCAUAUUGCGGAUUCACAACCUUCUCGCAUGGGGAAAGUGUUGACACUCAACAAUCAUGUUCAAAUACAUAUACUUUACACUUUGUUAAUGUUGAACCAUGGCAUCCAGUCAAUUAUCCCAUGUGUUGUGGGCUUAUUCUUGGGUAAAUUAUAUGUUAAUGAACUUUUACCCGGUUCAAAAUGGGUAUUACCAAAAGUUGUAUAUAAACUAUUCGUUGGCCCAACUUCAUUGUUUGCUAAUUUAUAUACACUGUUUUCUUCAAGUCUUAGUGGUGGUUAUGACAGGCUCAGCAACUCAGUGACUUCGGAUACUUUGGCUAAUAGUCAGCUUUUAGAGGAUGAACAUGAAGAAACACUUGAUGAAUUACGAAGUAAUAAUGGUGUCGUAAUCAGAGCAGAAACACCCGUAAGACCAUUGGGGACUCAAUUUUUAGAUACCUUCCGAACAUAA
Messenger RNA from [Candida] anglica, 1035 nucleotides. NCBI's taxonomy places the organism in Eukaryota, Fungi, Ascomycota, Pichiomycetes, Serinales, Debaryomycetaceae. The record is from the annotation of a GenBank genome assembly.